Actinia tenebrosa (Australian red waratah sea anemone) is the source of this 6308-nucleotide messenger RNA. RefSeq lists its product as uncharacterized. Gene Ontology annotation, molecular function: metal ion binding; protein binding. The record is from RefSeq and is a predicted model, not a curated record. Gene Ontology annotation, biological process: regulation of DNA-templated transcription. Gene Ontology annotation, cellular component: chromosome. Lineage: Eukaryota; Metazoa; Cnidaria; Anthozoa; Actiniaria; Actiniidae.
GCGAUGGAGAAGCGGAGGUAAAUUAUUCCUGUGAUGUUUGGCUAAAACGCAAAUAUCUCGCCUGUAUUAAGACUAAAUCAUUCAUCAUGCCAAACAUAACUAUCAAGCAAGAGAAGGAGGACCCAAUGGAGGCAGAAAACCCAGCGCCUGUGUCAAAACCAGACAGAAAAAUCUUGUGGAAGAAGAAGAAGCUCAUAACAAACAAGCUCAAAGGCAAAAAAAGAGAUAAGACCUCUCUUGACAAAAUUAAAGUUAAAACCUUCGAUGAGAUUAUGCGAGAGAAGAAGAUCAAGAAAGAAAAGACCGAAAAAGUAUUUUCACUGGCUGAGUCAACACCGUCUUCCAGCACUACCACCACAAUGCUGAAAACACCUAUUAGGUGCAGUGCAAAUCUUGCUAAUGUAAAGCUUAGACAGUUUUCAAUACCCUUGAUGGCUUUACCUAAGGGAAAACACAUGGUUAAGACUUUUGUUGGCAGCUCUUGCUCAGGAGUUCAGAUAAAACGAGAGCCUGUAGAUCCUGAAGAACAGUUGCCAAGUGGAAUGACAAGCUCCAUUGCAGUGCAAAAAUCACCAUCUGUUACACCCGUCCAAGUAAAUCACACUGAGACAAGACAAUUAAAUGGCACAGGCGAAAACUUAUUUAUUAGGAUUAAGAAUAAAAUCAAGUCAGAACACAGGGAUGAGGAUUGGAAUCACAAUGAUGUCCCAAACCAUACCCAACACACAACAAACAAAGAAAUGCCUUCUCAAGGAGGUUGUGAUAGUCUUUCAGAGGGAAGUUCUGAGCAGCUUAGUACGAGUAUGGACUUUAGUGAUGUUCCACUAGGAUCUACCCAAGAUGAUGAUACCAUGUCUCUCUUUGCUUUUGAUGACACUUUUGAGGAAGAAAUUGAAUCAGAGAAGCCAAGGAAACUUAUCAGUGAUUCUGCACAGAGAAGAGCUUCAAAAGAAAGAGAUCUAAGAGAAACACUGCAAAACCGUUCAAGGAAGGAAAGAUCAGAUCAAGCAAACAAGGUGGAAGAAGAGUCUUGUAGGCGUACUAUAGAAGACACUAACGUCAAGGAGUCUGACAUGCGCACCGUAGAAGAAACUAACCUCAAGGAGUGCGACAUGCACACUGUAGAAGACAAUAUGCUGGAGGAGUCAGACAGACGUAUUGUAAAAGACACUAACCCCAAGAAGAAAAAUGAUGCAAGAGAAACGAGUAAAAGAGAGAGAUAUAACAAUGGGAAUAAGAAGCAAAAUAAUGAAAGACGGAAAGAUGACAGGAUCAGUUGUGGGAUUGAAGAUAAUGGUUUCAAAGUUCCUCAUGGAGAUGGCAGUAUAAAUAUCCCUGGUGGCAGGAAAAAGAAUAAGCUGAGAUUCCGAAAGCUGAAAAACAACAAGAAUGUGGGGAAUUCAGUCCCAAGUGCACCGUUUUUGGAACCAAAUUUUGUAAACAAUAUAUCUUCUAAUCCUGCUUUAAGACAGGAACUCCAAAGACUAGAACAACUUCAACAAGUAGUGUUGUCUGCCAAUCAACCUGUCAGUCUUAUUUCACCUUUUCUGAAAAAUGAAAAUCCCCUCAAAUACAGACAAGAUGGUAAACGAUUAGACAACAUCUCAGGUAGAUUCAGAGAUGGAAUACCAGUUAGAAGGAAUCAAGAUGGACCAGAUUCUAUGUUUGAUGACAAAAAAGCAUAUUCACAUUUGAGGAACCCCCCACCUGUAGCAGGAGGGCGUGGCUUUUUUCAAGACUUUAAGGAAGGGAACAAAGAGAUACAAGAUUUUAGUGAUAAAAAGUAUGAAGAACACAAUAUUGCAGGUGGUAGCAGAUGUGAUAGGAAUGGAAGGGUCGUUGCUAUCGGAGACACCAGUGGUGAUAGAUUUGCUAAAUCAAAUGAUGUGACUAACAAGGGAACAAGCUUGACAGAUUUUGACAGUUUUUCAAGAAGUAGAAGGUGCAGAACCAAAGAGGAGACAUCAAACUAUAGACUACCUUUGAAACGCAGGAGUAAGGAUGAUUAUGAUGGUGACCGAGCAUCGAAAGAGGCCAAGAGAGAAAAACAAGUCUAUUGUGGUACUCAGCUUCGGCUUGGAGAAUGUCAUCAUUCUUACUGCAGAUUGUAUCAUCUAACACCCAGUGAGUUGACAGAGUAUCAGGAAACUGGGAAAAUUAAAGUCCAAGAGGUCGUCCAAGAUAAAAGUGAUCAACCACCAGAACCACCAGAACCACCAGAACCACCAGAACCACCAGAACCACCUAUUCCAGUGAGCCAAGAGUCUUACUCAGAUGAGGAACCAGCAAGAAUGCAACAGGUUGAAGAUGAUGGUGAAAAAGAGCAAAUGUGUAAAGGUCUUGCAAAAGCUGCUAAGCAGUUACUAGACUCAUUAAAGCUUGGUGAAGCAUGGCAAGUCAUUUUUCAUCUAUACCAGAACGAACCUGUCAAUAGGGAACCCCUGAUAAAACUUCUUGAAAGAACUUUGUUUUUAUGUGGAGAAGAUGGUGUUGAUAAUGAUGUUGCUGCUCAGGUGUCUGCUCAGGUUUUUGACAUGAUUCCCAAAGUUCGUGGAAGCUAUAAUCGACAUGACUUUACAACAUUAAUUCACUGUCUUUGCCACACUGGACAAUACAUAAGGGGGUAUGAAGUACUGGAUGAAAUGAGGAAAUCUAACAUUACUGCUACUCAUGAAGUAUAUCUCGACCUAAUACAAUGCUCUGAGGCUGAACCAAACUGGGCAUUUAAUUUGAUAGAAGAAGUGAAAUCAUUAGGAUUGUUUAAAGGAAGUAUCUGCAGUGCUCUUAUCCUUCUGGGUGCAAAGUCUGGGAAACCACUUCUUGAAAGAACCUGGAUGUUGUUUAAGGACAUGAUGGAAAACUCUGUCAAACCGUCAAAACAAUCCUAUUUGGCCCUUCUUGAUUUACUAGCUGAAAAUAAUGAAGGCCAAAAACUUCUGGAUGCUUUGGUUGAGCAUAAUGAUCCAUCUGUUGUGCCAUCUGCCAAAUGCAACAAAAUAAUCAUCAAACACUCUAAAGACAAUGCUGAAAUGGUUGCUAUAAAUGUGGCUAGUGUCUGUGAGAUUGCGAAGAAUAAAGAUCCACUGCUAGAUGUCGAGACAUGGAAUGUUCUCUUGAGAAACUGUUACUCAGAUAAAUUUAAUUUGGUGGCUGAGGCUCAACAAACAUAUGGCAUGAUGAAACGAUACAACAUUCCUUUAACAGCUGAGGGCUAUAAUAGUCUGCUCUGUGCACUAAGUGAGGCCAAUCAAACCAUAUCUGCCAUGGAGGUCUUCAAUACAUUGAGCCAAGCUUCUGGUCAUUUGAAAGUCAAUGAUUACAAACCUUGCAUUGAUUAUCUGAUUGGAGCUCUGAUAAGAUCAAAGCAGCUAGAAGAUCUAGAGUUGGUGGUUGCAUUUGCAGUUGACAAUGGACUAAUGGUAGAGGAAAAGGCUCUCCUUUUAGUUAUUACAAAAAUGGAGCUGGAGAAAAAAUUUGAAGAGAUUCAUCAGUUAUUCAAAAAGUUGCAGAGUACAAAAGAAGGAAUUCCAGUAUCUGUCUUUCGUAAACUGGUAUCAACACUUGAGAAGUGGGCUGACAACCCUGCAGCUUCACUUGCAGUGUAUGCAGCAAUGAGAAGAUCAUAUCCAAUCAUUCCAGACAACUCACAGCAAAUUAACAGCGGUUCUUCAAGUGAUAUGACAUCAGGUUAUGAAACACAUUUAAAGAGAAAAGCAUGUAGAUACUUUUGGACCACCAAAGGAUGUAUAUUUGAGAGUGCAUGUAGAUUUUCGCAUGCACCAUCAGAUGCACCUUUCAUUGGACAGUCAGAUGUUGCUGACGUUAAUAGUACAUCGCCAGAAAAAAAUAAUCCAUUUGUUUUGAGAAGUGCAUCGUUUCCAUUGUGUGGACAGCCAAUGCAACCUCCACCUCGGCCACCAGCAUUUCCAUUUCCAAUGAGUACUGCAGGUCCUAAUCCAUUGGUACAGUCCCCUGUAGUUUUUGCCUCAAGUAGUCCAUUUGUGUUGAAAGACCCCAAUCUUCUAACAGCAUUCCAGCCGCCUGCUGUUCCACGAAUGCCAUUUCCAUUGGGUUUUUCCCAAGGUUCAUUAUUUUCACCAUCAAUUCCUGUCAGUGCUUCUACAAGCAUCCAAUAUGAUCAAAAAAUGUCUAUUCCAAGCUCCAUACAAGCUGGAGGUGAACGGCACAGUGUUGAUUUGGGUUCAACAGCUACAUCAGUAUGUACUACAGAUACACGUGGCUCACAUUCUGCUCCUAUCAUGUCAGAGUCUCUUAGCAAUGAAGGAUUCCUUUUUCCAGUCAAAACAGAAGUGCAGUUUUAUAAGUCUAAAAUACUAAAAGCUACUGAAGAAAAAGACUUGGAAGAGCUUGCAAGACUUUAUGUACAAAUGAAGAAAGAGCAAGUACCUGCAAACAAUGAAAUGCUUCUGCUCUUCUAUAACUGUUUCAUUACUUGUAAAGAUAUCGGGGAAUCGUUGUCAAGCUUUGUAGCUAUCAUAGAUAUCCAGUUGGACAAUCUUGAUAUAGAUGAAGAUUCCAGUCAGAAAGAGGCUCUGGACAUUGAUGAUCUCAGAUUUAUUGGUGAACUUGGAGUUGCAUUGAUGCAGUUCUGCAGGCUGCAAAAACGACUUGAUGAAGGAUACCUAAUUCUUCAUGUGUUGCAUCAGUAUGGAGUGAACUACUUUCAAUAUCCAGCGUCCUUUGUGCCUCAUGGAAAAGUGCUUUCUUCCCAAAGUAUUGCUCUUCUUGCUACGGACAUGUGCCUAUGCCUUAAAAAAGACCCACAGUUUGAUGGUGCUGUCGAAGUUCUCAGAGGAUGCAAUUACGCCAUUCCUUUAGAUGGAAGCUUUCUUUCCUCAGAAGAAGCAGAAAAAAGACAUUCUACUUUUGAGAAGCUUUCUUCUCAUUAUCUAAAUGUUGGUAAUUAUGCUUUAGUAUAUGAGUUGCUUCAGCAUGUUGGUGAUAAGGACGUAUUCGGCAUGACCUCUCUGAAGUCUAUUUAUAAUGAACUUCUCAAGAAGUAUAUUGCCGAGAAAAAGGUUGAUGAUGCUAUUGGUGUCAUCAGGGAAAUGGAAAAUGAACUAAUUUCGAGGGAUCCAAAUGUUCUUAGAGCUCUAGUGACAUGCUUGGGUAACAUAGCAAGAUUUGUACAAGCCAGCGAAAUAUUCAAGAGCAGUUGUUUGCAAGGUGCUUAUCCAGCCUUUCCAACAGGAGAUGAACUUUGGAAAGCUACAGUUUGGAUUACCUUCUCAAAGUUUGAAAUUCAGUUCUACUUAGAACAUCAUUUACAGCUUUUGAACAAGUAUGUUGAGCAAAACAGAAUUGCAAGUCAGUUGCCGUACGAUGAAAAACAUUUUAAAUCACUGAGAAUAAUCAUCACCAAGGAGGAAAGCGAUGGGACUGCAUGUGACAUGACGAUCGAUGCAGCUAAAGAGAUGCAAGAAAAAAUAAUUGAUAUACUUUGUAGUGACUUUAAUCCCCCUCUCAGCUGCGGAAAGUCAGACAAAGUUGGGGAAGUUAUAGUCAACCCUCGCAGUUUGAGGAGGUGGUUCCUAGCCAAUCCUCCUCCAGAACGGCAGAUGCAGACCUCUCCCCUGUCAGAAUCAGAUGGCAGUACAGAACUUACUAGAAAUGUUAUAGCAUCAAAGGGAAAACCAGGAAUCACCAUCAGAGUAGAAAAUCAAUAUCACAUUGAUCUUCAAAAAACAACUCUUUAUGACGAAUAUGAACCACGUAUCAGGCAUACUGUUUGUGGACAUCUGACACGAUACCUAAGGCAAGGAAAACUGGCGAAUAAGGAAGAGUUUAAAAGGCUUGCACGUGAGCUGACCCAAGACUUUCUACGAUCCUCAAAUUUGGCUGACCUUGAUACAGACUACAAGCAAGUCCGUGGAAGAGUUGUCUCCUUUGUAGAUAAAUUCUUUGACAAGGGAACAGGAACAAAUGGGUCAGCAUUAAGGAAUCAGGAGGUGUAGGUUUCAAUGAACAUUAGAGUGAAAAUCACCUUUUUUGUUGGAUGCCAGUGAUUAUGCCUGGAUGAUGCUAAACUUAAGCGUUUAAAAAGUGUAUAUAGGAUAUUUAAAGCAAGAAAAAAUAUGAACUGAGAUAAAACAAUACAGAAGAAGCUCCUGUGUUUCACUAUGUUAAAAAGGUUUUUGAAUGUCUAAAUACAUUAAAUACCGACUUAAAUUUUUAUGUUUGUAAGAGUUGUAGUAGUAAAGAAAUAGACCAGUCACUUUCAGUAUCAAUGAUGAUUUUUAAUAAUGAGCCUUCUGUUUAGAAGAGAUGUUAAAUUCGUUUUUGGAAGA